Messenger RNA from Adineta ricciae, 837 nucleotides. Lineage: Eukaryota; Metazoa; Rotifera; Eurotatoria; Adinetida; Adinetidae. The record is from the annotation of a GenBank genome assembly.
AUGGUAAUCAGUCUAGUUGAACUGUGUGCGAACACAGUUGUUAAUCAUUUCGAUCUGAUAGUCAGUCAACAGUCAGCACGGUUGACUUCACUCGCAGUCGAUGCCAAAGCACGGCUCUUUCAAUUACUUUCUCAUCGCGGUCUGAUUACGGAUGAUAAUCUCCCAUACUUACUCAAUUGUCGUACGCGUACAUUCGAUUUGCGCGAUUGUACCAAAAUAACCGAUCAGUCCUUGAUCUUAAUGGCACGUUGUUCGUUAAAUGCUCAAAUCGAACGCAAGCGUCUGGAAUCGAAUCAAAAUCAAGUCUCAACAUUUACGAUUACAUCUGUACUGAAUCCAUCGAUAAUCUAUCUCCAUGGAAGCAGUAUAACAGAUCAGGGUAUAAUUGAAUUCGUUCAGCAAUACCCGUCGUUGCGAAAGAUUCGUUUACAGAAUUGUUCGCAUAUAACAGAUGCAAGUAUUUGUGCAAUUGGAAAAUAUUGUUUACGUUUGAUGGAGUUGGAUUUAACUGGUUGCAUUCAAAUUAGUGAUGAAGGUGUCAAUUCUCUUCGACUAUUACCCUAUAUCCGAUCAUUAAGUUUAUCUCAAACUCGUAUUAGCGAUGCAGCGUUGAUUGCGAUCGGACAAUCAUCAUUUCAUUAUACAUUGAACGAAAUCAAUCUGAAAAUGUGCACAGAGAUCACCGAUGAUGGAUUUGCGUUUCUGCUCAAAAACUGUCCGAAAUUAAAGAAGAUCGGGUUUCUUCAAUGUCCCAAGUUAACCGAACGAUCAAGAGAAAUCUUUAAUGCACAAACUCAUCAAUUCUCCUUUCUCCUUCGGACCAUUCCGGUCACAUAA